Brassica oleracea var. oleracea is the source of this 666-nucleotide messenger RNA. Its product is annotated as auxin-responsive protein SAUR67-like. The record is from RefSeq and is a predicted model, not a curated record. Gene Ontology annotation, biological process: response to auxin. The transcript has a single exon. NCBI's taxonomy places the organism in Eukaryota, Viridiplantae, Streptophyta, Magnoliopsida, Brassicales, Brassicaceae. Bases 154 to 570 code for a protein of 138 amino acids.
GUUUUUCUAAACUCUAGCUUCUCUUUAUAUAUAUAUAUACAACAAUCCUAUGGGAUUACUCAUCAAUAUACAUUGCAUUCAAAAAGAGCUAUACAGCACAAGUUACAAAUCUCUUGUGCUUUUUGAUUAAAGCAAGUCAUUUCCCUGAAAAUAAUGAUCAACACAAAGAAGCUACUCAAGAUGGCCAAGAAAUGGCAACAAAGAGCAGCCCUCCACAGGAAAAGAAUCUCAUUCCAAAGAUCAAGUACAUCUACUAGCAGCUCAACCGCAGUAGAAAAGGGUUGCUUUGUUGUUUACACGGCGGAUAAAGCACGCUUUGCUUUUCCGUUAAGUUACCUGAGCAACUCUAUUUUCCAAGAGCUCUUUAAGAUAUCUGAAGAAGAGUUUGGCCUCCCAUCAGGCGGACCAAUCACCUUGCCUUUUGAUUCGGUUUUCUUAGAGUAUCUGAUCAAAUUGAUCGAACUACGAAUGGAUGGAGAUACAGAAAGAGCUCUGUUAAUGUCAAUCUCUAGUGCUAGAUGUUCUUUACCAUGCACUUUUGAACAACAAGAACAACUGUUUGUAUUUUAGAGAGCUAGUGUGUAGCAAUUUCUGCGUUUGUAAGAAUUUAAUUAUCUUAGAUUAUCAAAGAUUAUUUCAGAAAUAUAAACCAUUCUUUUUCCCUUU